AUUGAUGAGGCGUCUCGCGGAGCGUGCUGUCGUGUCAGCCCGGCGCGGCUCCCGAUUGGACGAGGGCGUGUGUGCGCGGUGACGCGCGUCGCGGCGGUGCGGGUCCCGAUUGCUGCAGCCGCUUGUCAGUGUGACGAAGAUUGGCACCCAAGAAUUGCAGUUCAUGAAAAUAGCAAGACAUCUCAGAUCUUCAAGGGGAGCUGAAGAACCUGAAACUUGGAAGCACCCGGAAGACUUGGAAGAGACAAAUUGGCUACUUGAAGACCAGUUGUCGUUAUUCUUUGAUGCUGCCUAUUGAUCAGUUGAUCUACACUUUGAAUAUUCUCAAACUCUACCAUAAUUUCGGAACUAAAGCAGGUUUUAAAGAUGGAAAAGUAUAAAGGUGUUGGUUAUGAGAAUCUUAAGUUCCUUCUAUCAGUUGAGAUGUAAACAUUAUCAGUAUUUGUCCAAAAGUUCUGGAAGGGGGGUGAUUGAAAUUAUACAGAAAAAUUGAACUAAGAUGUGAUGAUUUAACUUUGUAAGAAUCCUCUGUAACCAUGAUGGCAACGCAGACAUUAAGCAUAGACAACUAUCAAGAUGGGCAGCAACAAAUGCAAGUAGUAACAGAGUUAAAAACUGAGCAAGAUCCAAACUGCUUGGAAACAGAUGCAGGAGGACUGAGUCCUUCCCCAGUCGAGUCCCAGACACCGAUGGAUGCAGACAAGCAGGCCAUUUACAGACAUCCUCUUUUCCCCUUAUUAGCACUGUUAUUUGAAAAAUGUGAACAAUCUACACAAGGAUCAGAAGGCACAACAUCUGCAAGUUUUGAUGUAGAUAUAGAAAACUUUGUUAGGAAACAGGAGAAGGAAGGAAAACCUUUUUUUUGUGAAGAUCCCGAGACAGAUAAUUUAAUGGUAAAAGCAAUUCAGGUUCUACGAAUUCAUCUGCUUGAGUUAGAAAAGGUUAAUGAGCUCUGUAAGGAUUUCUGUAGUCGCUAUAUUGCAUGUCUGAAAACUAAAAUGAACAGUGAAACUCUGCUAAGUGGAGAAUCCGGGAGUCCUUAUUCACCUGUGCAGCCCCAGUCCAGCCACUUUAAACAUGAUAAAGAUAGCUUGGAUUUGCUGGAGCAGCUGUCUUCAUGGAAAGAGUCACCAGAAAAUCCAAUUCAAAGUGCCAUCACAGGAACACUAAGUCCCCAGGGGGUUAUGGUACCUGCAUCAGCAUUGCAGCAGGGAAAUGUUACUAUGGCAACUAUUGCAGGUGGGGCAGUAUAUCAGCCAGUUACUGUGGUCACACCUCAAGGUCAAGUAGCAUUGUCACCUGGAACCAUCAGGAUCCAGAAUUCACAGCUCCAGUUACAAUUAAAUCAAGAUUUAAGCAUCUUGCAUCAAGAUGAUGGGUCAUCAAAAAAUAAAAGAGGAGUUCUUCCGAAGCAUGCCACAAAUGUGAUGAGGUCUUGGCUUUUCCAGCACAUAGGGCAUCCAUAUCCCACGGAAGAUGAGAAAAAACAGAUAGCAGCACAAACAAAUCUUACACUACUCCAGGUUAACAACUGGUUUAUCAAUGCUAGAAGACGAAUUCUACAGCCUAUGUUGGAUUCCAGCUGUUCUGAAACUCCAAAAACAAAGAAGAAAACAGCUCAAAACCGACCAGUUCAGCGGUUCUGGCCGGACUCCAUUGCAUCAGGAGUAGCUCAGCAUCAGCCAAACGAACUUACUAUGGCAGAUGGAGCUGUUGUAACCAUUACUGCUCCUGUCAAUAUGAAUGUAGACAGUCUUCAGUCCCUUUCCUCUGAUGGUACGACUUUGGCUGUCCAGCAAGUCAUGAUGGCAGGACAAAGCGAGGAUGAAUCUUUGGACAGCACUGAAGAUGACGGAACAGACCUCUCGACUACUAACAUCAGUGGGCUGGUCUUGGAUAACAGUGAUUCUCUGCAGUAGGAAACCAGAGAACCAGGCCUAAAUGUUUAGGAGAUCCUAUGGACUGACUGACUUUUUAUAGUUUGCACAGCAAACAUUUUACACAAGUUUUAUUUCUAAUAUGUUUUAUAUGUAGAUAUAGAAGAGUGCACUUUUUGUAUUUCAUAGUAAGCUUAAAGAGUGUCUUUGCAGGUGCAGCAACUUCUUUCAAAUGUGUUGUUUUUGGUUUAAUUUGGAAAAUCUAGUAAUUUAAGAAAGAACACAUCAUCAACAUCACCCCAUUAUUUUCUUAGGGUAAACUACUCACAGCAUUGAUCUCAGAUGAACCUGAUGGGGCUAUAGUCAUGGGGAAAUACAGUGGAGGAGCCAGUUUUGCAUCAGCAUGGAUCUAAACCUGCCCUCGCCGCACCAUCCCUAUCUUACUCACGGUUUGCUCUUCUAUAAUGUUCAACACAUUGCAGUUUUGUGACACAUGAAAAUUGCCCUGGUGGAAGACUUGAAAACACUUCUGUCUCCUUGAGAGUUAUGCAUUCACUUAGUCCUGUCGUUUUUAAGAUUACUCUUGGUGGUUUAACAAUGUAAAAUGUAAAGCAUGUCAAACUUAGUGUAUGGAAUUUGUUUCUGAAGUUAGCCAUGUAGAUUUGAAAGAUGCUUCUGCACCUUAAAAACAAAACCCAGCCAGUUUCAAGUGGGCAGCAAAACACACGGCAGGAAGCGGAGAUGUGUGAUUCAGUAACGAAUGUAUGAAAUUAAAAAUGAACUUAAUUUCUCCUAGAGCUGUUAGGCGGAAUCCUCCAGAUUACCUGUGCACCUUUUAAAUUGGCCACAGAUUCUUACUCUUGUCAUUUCACUAACCUGCCCUGUGGUGUAGUUAGGAUCCCUUUGAGCCAAUGGGGAUGAGGAGGGGCACAGCAAAGGCACAAGGGGGCGAGGGGAGGGACAGAAUAAGCGGUGGCUGUCUUUUCUCUCCCUUCAGUGGCACAUUUAAAGAAACAGGCACAUCCGGAUUCCAGCCUAACAGCCCUAAUCCUAGCCAGUGAGUCUGCUCGUCAUUUGCUAUAAAACACUUAUUUUUACCUUUAUCAGGAUUAUUGGAUUAAAAAAUAUUUUUAUAAAUUCUCUAAGAAUUGGGACGAUGACUGUAUUGAGCAUGAGAAAAAAUGUUUAGUACUUCUAUUUGGAAGGUUAUGAAAACAGUCCAAAUUGAAUAAACAAGACUAUGCUAUAUA
This is a messenger RNA of Anolis sagrei ordinatus, 3127 nucleotides long. RefSeq names its product PBX/knotted 1 homeobox 1 (gene PKNOX1). The record is from RefSeq and is a predicted model, not a curated record. Lineage: Eukaryota; Metazoa; Chordata; Lepidosauria; Squamata; Anolidae. Gene Ontology annotation, biological process: regulation of transcription by RNA polymerase II; angiogenesis. Gene Ontology annotation, molecular function: RNA polymerase II cis-regulatory region sequence-specific DNA binding.